CUAGAGCCAAGAAAUCUUAUCAGAUGGGGAUUUUAUAGCUGCAGUCAUGACAGCGGAAAUGCUUGUGGAGUGAAUUAGGUUAUCAGAUUGAAAAUCAUUUGACGUAAUGCCAACUUUAGCACUUAAACGCUAAUUUUAUUGAAAAUCGUGAUGGAUUGACUCUUGAGUGGCGGUUACCAAUAAUUAUACUAUUGAACUCUCACAAGUAUCAUGCUGUUACGAUAUUGUCACAUGAAAUGGCAUGACUUUGGUUUUUGAUCUUUGGGUUCGGCAUCACGCUGUUGGAUUUCCGGUGGUUGAAUUCAUCCCCUGCUUUACCAAACUUUAUUUUCGAAUUACCUAAAACUAAUUUCUAUCUUUACGAGUCCCGUCUGGCAGCUGUGCAUCGACUGGACGGACUAAGCUUUACAUUAAAUUGUUUCUCGAUUCUAGAGUUUCACUCUACCGACUAUCCUGCUAUGCUGGUUUGCUCAUCGAUCGCAACAUCUAACAUCACACAUUCCUCUACAUCUAACGCUUCAUUGCAAUCCUCCUUGUCCCAAAGUUCUUUCAAACCUCCUAGACAUCCUCAAGAUCCGGUCACCACCAGCACAAAAGGGAGGAACAUCAAAAAAAUCAAAAUGUCUCUCCAAAUCCCCAGCUACGAUCACCCCCGACCAGCUCUUCCUCGACCCCAUCCUCAUCUCACCGAUCACAUUCGCGCAUACGACAUUAUUUCGACAGAAUUCUCCAUUGGCCAACUCAGUCUUGCUAUUACUGCGACUGUGAAACGCAGUCCAUUGUCAAUCUUAUUCUUGAAUCAAACUCCUGAAUUGCAACUCGAAGGCUUGCACAAUGAAUCUGUUUUCAUGCAAGAUUUUGCCACGAGUUUAGAUCCAACUUGUCGGUACACAUUCCUCAAUUACUUGAGUGAGGAAGGAAUGUUGGGUGAAUGGAUGACCAAAGGAGAGCUAAACCCAAGUAUGGAAGAGUGGGCUAAAUAUGUUAGAUGGUGUGUUAAGGUUGUUCGGGAAGAGGGAUGGGUUGAAUUCUCUGAGGGUAGCGUAGAGGAGGUUAAGGAGAGGGGCAAUGGAAGAGCAGCUGAUGUUAUCGUUUCUGGGGAGAUGUUCAAGGCGGAUAGAAUUUUAGACGGAGAAGAGGAUUGUAUGGCUUUCGCAAAUGAGAGCGAGGAAUUAAACAUAGUACAGGCUACAGAUGCGUUGCAAAAUUUGUGCGCUGCAGCUUCAUCUACUGUAAGUUUUUCUCUUUCUUUUUUCGGACUCCGUGGAUAGUGACUAAGAUGUUUUUAACAGAAUCUAGCGGCACUCACAGCACAAAACGAAAAGCUUCUGUCGCUGUACGAAAAGGAUCGAGCAAGCAGAAUGGUCAGAGCAUUGCUGUAGAAUCCAAAGCUGGCUCAAUACUUGUAGUACUAGACGAUAGAUGGCGUUGGGAAACGUGGAAUUUUUGCGCGCAAGCUCUGCUGCCAUGUGUUAAUACCCGUCGAAGUUUUUUUUUUGGGGUUUUUUUUUAUUCUGUUGUAUAUACACUAUUUCGACUUUAUCCCCUAGCUUUAGCAACGAAACGUUUUACUUUUCUGCUUGAUUUCUUCCACAUCCAGCCACGAGCUGCCGAAAAAUCUCGUGUCUGAAGAAGAAAGGAUUUUGCCGAUGUUCCUUUUCAGGAAGUUAGAAAAAG
Molecule: messenger RNA, 1677 nt
Organism: Sclerotinia trifoliorum
Lineage: Eukaryota; Fungi; Ascomycota; Leotiomycetes; Helotiales; Sclerotiniaceae
Source: the annotation of a GenBank genome assembly